Molecule: messenger RNA, 3474 nt
Organism: Mus caroli (Ryukyu mouse)
Lineage: Eukaryota; Metazoa; Chordata; Mammalia; Rodentia; Muridae
Gene: Plekhd1
Product: pleckstrin homology and coiled-coil domain containing D1
Source: RefSeq, a predicted model, not a curated record
GCUCCCUCCCGGCCAACAGCGCUCCGGAGCUUCGCCCCAGCCGCUGGCUAAGCUUCCCGCGCCCCUCCGCUCACCGCUCCGCUCGUCGGGAUACGCGCCCCGACGGCGUCCCCAGCUCCCUGCACUCGCCGUGCCCACUGCUUCCCACUGUCCUCCCUGUCCCUUCCAGUCCCACGAAGGGAGUGGGCCCGGCCAGGGCACAGUCUUCGAGAUACGAUGUUCACAUCCAAGUCCAACUCCGUGUCGCCAUCGCCGUCCCUGGAGCAGGCGGACGCGGACGCGCUGGACAUCAGCACCAAAGUGCAGCUCUACGGGGUUCUGUGGAAGCGGCCGUUCGGGAGAUCGUCGGCCAAGUGGUCCCGGCGGUUUUUCAUCAUCAAAGAAAGCUUUCUGCUUUACUACUCUGAGAGUGAGAGAAAGAGCUUUGAAACCAAUAAAUACUUCAAUAUUCAUCCUAAGGGUGUCAUCCCACUGGGUGGCUGCCUGGUGGAGGCCAGAGAAGAGCCCAGUAUGCCCUAUGCCAUGAAGAUCUCACACCAGGACUUCCAUGGGAAUGUCUUGUUGGCUGCCGAGUCUGAGUUUGAGCAGACACAAUGGCUGGAGAUGUUGCAGGAGUCUGGGAAGGUGACCUGGAAAAAUGCCCAGCUAGGGGAAGCUAUGAUCAAAAGCCUGGAGGCGCAGGGGCUGCAGCUGGCUAAGGAGAAGCAGGAGUAUUUAGACAAGCUGAUGGAGGAGACAGAAGAACUGUGCCUUCAGAGGGAACAGAGAGAGGAGCUUGAGCGCCUGAACCAAGUGCUGGAGGCUGAGAAACAGCAGUUUGAGGAGGUGGUGCAAGAGCUGAGAGUGGAGCAGGAGCAGAUCAAGAGGGAGCUAGAACUCACUGCAAGAUGCCUCAAGGGUGUGGAACAAGAGAAGAAGGAGCUGAGGAACCUCACAGAAUCCUUACAGCAUACACUGGAGGAACUCUCCAUAGAGAAGAAGAAAACCUUAGAGAUGCUGGAGGAAGAUAAGAACCAGCCACAGCCCUUGACCAACCAGAGUGAGCAGCCACUGGCCAGUGAUGGUCUCCAUAGCAACCUUAGGCAGAUCGAAGAGCGGAUGCAGGAGCUAUUGGCAGAGAAGCUUCUGGCUGAGAAGCGGAUGAAGGAGAAUGAGGAACGCUCUCGGGCUCUGGAGGAGGAACGGGAAUUCUACUCAAGCCAGUCCCAAGCUCUGCAGAACUCGCUGCAGGAGCUCACUGCAGAGAAGCAGCAGGCGGAGCGGGAACUCAAGGCUGAAGUGAAAGUACGCAUGGACCUUGAGAGGCGGCUUCGGGAGGCAGAGGCGGCCUUGCGGAGCCUGGAACAAGGUCUCAAUUCCAAGGUUCGGAACAAGGAGAAGGAAGAGCGGAUGCGGGCGGACGUGAGCCACCUGAAAAGGUUCUUCGAGGAGUGCAUCCGGAAUGCAGAGCUAGAGGCCAAGAUGCCGGUCAUCAUGAAGAACUCCGUGUACAUCCAUAAGGCGGCCACUCGCCGCAUCAAAAGCUGCCGGUUCCACCGCCGCCGGUCCAGUACUUCCUGGAAUGACAUGAAGCCAUCCCAGUCCUUCAUGACCUCCCAGCUAGAAGCCAACAACAUAGAGGAGCUGAAGGAGGUGGCCAAGCGGCUAAGCAGAGACCAGCGCUUCCGGGAAUCCAUCUAUCACAUCAUGGCUACCCAGCCUGGGGCCUCUGCACUUCCCCGGGGAGGAAAGUAAUGGGAACUCCUCCUCCCGCCUCCUAUCUUUCCUUGGUGGGGCAGCAGGGAGGUCUGACUCCCCUGGGUCUUCUCCAUCAGAGCACUGCUGGGAGGGGGGCACCCUCAUUCUCGAAGGAGGCGAUACCCCCUCUGCCUCACCCGGAGCCCUGAUCUUGGAGGUCAGAAGAGAAUAUUGGGUUCCCUAGAACUAGAGUCCUGGAUGGUUGUGAGCUACCACGUGGGUGCUGGGAAUCAAACCUGGGUCCUCUGCAAGAGCAACAAGUGCUCUUAACCAUCUCUCCAGACCCGAGCCCUGACCUUGGGUCUACCCUAGGUGGGGUGGGUCCACACUGGGUACUACCUAGUUGCCGUGAUGAGGCCUGGCUCUGUGUGGUAUAUCUGUUGGUCAAGAAGAGAAGUUGUCUAUUCCAUGAGGACUGAAAAGUUCCUCUGGUACCCACCGUACCCCUCGGUGACUCUACUGUGCUGACCCUGGUCACAUAACACCCCCUAACUCUCUCUUCAUUCCUGAUCCUCCAAUACAACAUUUGUCCAUGCCCUGCACUUAUUCCAUGUUCUUGGAGAGGGAAGAGGAGGCCCUAAGACAUAACCCCAGGUUCACAGCACCCCACACCCUCUCUGCAGUAUUCCUGGGGGCUGCCCUGGCUGUAAGGCCACCCAGGCCUCCUAUUCACAAAUGGGUUUCUCCAUAUAUAGCUCCAGCAACCUGCUGGAAGGUGCGGGAGAAGUGUGGGAUCCCACUUGGUUCUUUUUUUUGAGAGUCCUUGACCCCAGGGUUUCCCAAAGUCCGCACAGCCAGAUCUGGAAGAAGCUUUUGUGUUAUCCACAGUUAGGCAGAGCUAUAGCUGCCUCGGUCUGUUGUGACCCUGCUGCCCUGAGAGCACAGAGGUCUGUCUCUCUCCCAGCUGGCUCACCUUGCUGCCUCCUCUCCCUGCAGCGGCCUCACUCAGUGAACCAAUGCAGCCAGGAACCCACCACAUGGGAACAUGGGCCUGUGGGGAACUAGUAGCCAUUGUUUGGUGGAGCAUUGUCAGACUGACACUGUAACACCAGCCUGCGGGUUUUAUGGAAGACCACUACCCUUCAGGAGGCCACGGACUGAGUGAGGCAUGUGCUCCUCAUCUGUGACAGUCUUUUGGGGCUCAUCCCUCAGAAGCUGCCUGAGUCUAUCAGUCUCACCAAACAAGACUUGGGGAGGAGGCAGAGAUGGUUAAGUGGUUGUUAAGAGCGCUUGUUUCUCUCUUUUGGGGAACCCAGACUUGGUUUCCAGCACCCACAUGGUAGCUCAAAACCAGCCAUAUGUGACUUCAUUUGCCAGGAGAUCCAACAUCUUCUACUGACCUUCACAGGCACCGGGCACUCACAUGGUACAUGUACAUACAUGCAGACAAAACAUCCAUACACAUAAAUCUUAAAAAACAAAACCAAAAACCUUUAAAAGGGGGCAGGGUGCUAAGACAGUGCUAGAUCAAAGGCAUCCAUUUUCUGUCCAGAAGACUGAAGUGUCUUGAGGAAGGGACAGAAGUAGCCCUGUGGAAGAACCCUUGUCAAGAUCUGAGCUGCCCUCUUCUCCGUGGUCCCUUCUUGGUGAGGGUGGUCUUAGGUAGGGUGUUUUGGAAUCAGUGCGUCCAAAUGUAAAUAUAAAGCUAUAAAUGUGUAUAAACCUGCAUAAACCCAGAGCUUGUCUGCAAAAUAUGAAUGUGGAAUGGACUUUGAAAUGAAGAGGUAUAAAACCAGA